This is a messenger RNA of Pimephales promelas (fathead minnow), 768 nucleotides long. It is a transcript of the gene pdrg1, whose product is annotated as p53 and DNA-damage regulated 1. The record is from RefSeq and is a predicted model, not a curated record. Gene Ontology annotation, cellular component: prefoldin complex. Gene Ontology annotation, biological process: protein folding. NCBI's taxonomy places the organism in Eukaryota, Metazoa, Chordata, Actinopteri, Cypriniformes, Leuciscidae.
CGAGCCUAUUUUUCCAGCGCACCACAUACAGAAAUCAAACAUGGACGAGUGUGCACAGCGAAUAUUAGAGAAUUUGACUGAAGUAGAGGUUGCUGCAGAAGACAUACUUGCUGACAAACAACAGAUUGUGGACAUGGAUUUGCGGAGAAACAGAAAUCGAGAAGCAUUAAACGCUUUACGAAAUCAUUCCUCAAAUGACAAUGUUAAGGUGUGUUUUGGAAAUAUGUUCAUCAAAUUCCCCCAAGAGAGAGCCAGAUCCAUGAUCCUUAAAGACCAAGAAAACCUUGACAAGGAAAUAAAUGACCUCCGCAAACGACUAAAAGCAAAAGUAAAUCGUCUCAAUGAGUUACAAGGGAAGCCUGAGCUGACGGGAUAUAAUCUUGCCCCUCUGAGCUCUGAUGAGAUGAAGGCAAUCAACAGCCUCAUUAAGAGAUGAGAUUCCUCAGGCUGUCUUCAUGAUUUCCGACCUGGAGUAAACGCAAACCAGCGAGACUUUACUGACUCAGCUGCAAGUGUUUGUCGUCUUUUUUUCGUUCUGUUUUUGGUCAGACUCACACAGUCAUCGUUCAGUGCUUUUACUUUGAUUGUGUCUAAAAGCCUUGCUUCUGUUUUGUGGAAUGAGAAACUGUUGACGAGUGCAAGCCAAAAAUAAUGCAGAUUCAAAAGCAAAAUCAGUAGUUGUCGCCAGUGUCUGGCUUCUUUAUGUUGUAAUUUUGUGAUCAACAUUGAAAUGGUAUUUUUCUACUCAAUAAACUCAAUGUUUCAUCA